This is a messenger RNA of Rosa rugosa (rugosa rose), 1259 nucleotides long. RefSeq names its product rhomboid-like protein 19. Gene Ontology annotation, cellular component: Golgi apparatus; membrane. Lineage: Eukaryota; Viridiplantae; Streptophyta; Magnoliopsida; Rosales; Rosaceae. The record is from RefSeq and is a predicted model, not a curated record. The coding region runs from base 1 to 1191 and encodes 396 amino acids. Gene Ontology annotation, biological process: retrograde vesicle-mediated transport, Golgi to endoplasmic reticulum. The transcript has 8 exons.
AUGCCGCACCACUCUCAUCUAGGUGACGACGGCCUGCCUGUCGUUCAGGCGGGGGCUUCUGUGGCCGGCGGGAAAAAGGGGGCCGCAACAGCGGCUUCACAAAAGGAGAGGGUACCCGCCAACAGGCGUGGUCCCCAUAAAGAAAGAACGCUGCAGCCGGCGGAGACCGUCAUCGCGCCAAGGGAGGAGCCGCCGGCGAAAGGACCGAGGGCCGCCGUCGGGAACCCAAGGGCGCUUGAGAGAAAGCGCCGGCAGAUUGACUCCCCCGACGAGGAAGAGGGGGAAGAUGUGGAGACAAUCGGGGCCCGCCAUCAGAAGAAGGCCCGUCAAGCUCUGGCGAAAGCUGCCGUGGUGGAGGGAGAGGCGCCUGCCUCCAAUGAAUUGGACUCAUUUGCCGCGUAUGCAGAGUUUAUGACGGAUGAAUUGGUUAGAGAGGUAGUGCUAGUUUGGUUCCUCUUUGACCCGCUUUCAGAACAUGACAAGGCUUCCUUCUUUAACAAUGACCUCCUAAUUUUGGAUGCCUUUGUGAUUCAUAAGAAAUAUGUUCCUUGUGUGUAUUACAGGGGAAAUGUAAAAGUGCAGAGGACGAUUCCUUUUGUCUGGAACCUCGUCACAUCCGGUUACAUUGAACAAUCAAUAUUUGGGGUUGUUGUAAGCACUCUUGGUCUUCUUUUUAUAGGGAAGCUGCUUGAACCUGUCUGGGGUUCCAGGGAGUUCUUGAAGUUUAUCUUUGUAGUUAACUUCCUAACUUCCAUAUGCAUUUUCAUCACUGCCAUUGCACUGUACUACAUUACAAGGAAGGAAACUUACCUAUAUAUGCCUCUUUCUGGCUUCCAUGGAGUCCUUUCAGGUUUUUUGGUGGGCAUUAAGCAAAUGAUACCUGACCAAGAGUUGCCUUUAUUGAAAAUAAAAGCUAAGUGGUUACCAUCUCUCUCACUACUGCUGUCCAUUGCCAUAAGCUUCUGGACAGCUGAGUCAGCAACAUAUCUUCCAAUCUUGAUAUUUGGCACCUAUAUGAGCUGGAUUUACCUUAGAUACUGGCAGAGAAAACCAGAAACAAAACUCAAGGGUGAUCCAAGUGAAGAUUUUGCAUUUUCUACAUUCUUCCCUGAAUUCUUGAGACCAGUCAUUGAUCCUGUUGCAUCCAUAUUCCAUCGGAUGCUUUGUGGAAGAUCUGAAGCCUCUAAUUAGAAAAUGGGAUCUUCAAUUUUUUUUUUAGAUUGGUACAAGUUAACAAAAGUCUGCUUUAAGUAUGUUCU